Mycena citricolor is the source of this 986-nucleotide messenger RNA. Lineage: Eukaryota; Fungi; Basidiomycota; Agaricomycetes; Agaricales; Mycenaceae. The record is from the annotation of a GenBank genome assembly.
CUGCGCCUGACCACAUCUUCCAUGAUAGUCCACAUGCGAUCUUCUCUCUGAAAAUGGGCCCCGCGGAGCCGAAAGGGUUCUCGCAGAGAGAAGAAGACGAUCCGCGGGUCCAGCCAGCCAAGGGUGCGCAGCGCAUCGACGAGCAGGAUAUGCACCGAAGCUGGGGGCCCACCGUCGGAAUGCCGGCCAUGCCCGGUCCCACUGCUCCCACUGCUCCCACUCAGCCCCGCCCCAGCAUCCCGCAGCGCGAGAACCUGCAGCUCGGGACACUCAGCCAACACCCGGUGCACGGUCGUCGCCAUCCGGCCCCCCGUCGGGACGGCCCUGCGCCUCUUAAACGUCAGAUCGAGCGAGACGUACUGCAGUGUGGACGGGAGGUCGCCCCAGCGCCAGCUCUGCCAGUCCUCCCAGACGUUCGUCGCGGUGAGAUGCGUCAGGCGGGUGAACAACGCGCCACGGGUGGGCCACGGAUCAGCGGGGUGUGCGUGUAUCGCGCCGUGCCAGACAGAUAUUCUGCGGGGCCGGAUAGAGCGUCCCAGAGCUUGGGCCAGAGAGAACGAGCUGAUGGGGCUGCCGGUUGGCGUGGGGAGGAACCACGUUGUGAGCGCGUCGAUUCUGGAGCAGAUAGCAGCUAUACGCGAUGCGUAGCUCGGGAGCAUGUCGAAUAGGAUGGAGAGCGAUUUCACAUGCGCGGUGAAGAAACGCGGCGGCCGAAGCAAGGAGGACUCGAUGGUGUGGAUGAAGGCGAGUGUAGUGCGGGUGCUGGAGAGGGAAAUGCUGGAAAAUAAUAUCGGGUCUAUCCUGCCGACUUGCUAUCUGAAUUCCAGAGUGAGAUAUGGAAUGAGGGCGCCACAUACCACCUUCUGGUCAGCCGAGAGAUCCUAACCAGGGUAAGCGCAGACCUAAAGUCCUCGCUCGCCGCCAGCUCGAACACAUUACGCAACAGUCGAAGGGGCAGUGGCCCAGUAGCCAUGGAAUACAGCAGC